This is a messenger RNA of Periconia digitata, 819 nucleotides long. Lineage: Eukaryota; Fungi; Ascomycota; Dothideomycetes; Pleosporales; Periconiaceae. The record is from the annotation of a GenBank genome assembly.
AUGGCGACAACCAUGGCUUCUAGCGCCUCGUCCCUCGCUGUUAGCCUUCACGAGCAUAACAAGUACAUGAGUACCAAUGCCCGCGUUGAAAGCGGUCCCAUUGACUACUCUAAGAUGAUGCAGCAAAAGCCUCAAGACUCACCCAUGAUCCCGCUCACUGACGGGAUUCGCGUAGUUACGGCUGCUGAGUACAAGGAAGCAGCCGCGUGUCUGGCGGAAGCUUUCGCCGAAGAUGAUGUCGCUCGCUACUUCAUCGAUGUGCCUGACCGCGCGCAGUGGACCGACCGGCAGAAGUGGGAUCUUCACGUGGAGAUUCUUGAAUAUGUGACGUAUGCUCACAUCAUGAAGGGGCUUGUCACAACGAUUGGCGAUUUCGACGCGGUUGCUCUGUGGAUGCCACCUGGCCAGAACAUGGACGACUAUUGGACGAUGCUCCGAUCAGGAAUGUGGCGUCUCAAUUAUCGGCUGUCCGGUGAAGGCAAGCGGCGCUUCUUUAAUGAGUUUCUACCACUCCUUCAUGACACCAAGGCAGGGACACUGGGUGCCCAAGAUGACCAUUCCUGGUAUCUCGUGUAUAUUGGUACUAGACCGGCGGCGCAGGGCAAAGGGCACUGCCGCAAAUUGAUUGAGCAUGUGACCAACCAUGCAGACGUCGAAGGUAGGAUGACGUAUCUAGAGAGCAGCAACGACAGGAACCCAGCCAUCUACCGCAGAUUCGGGUUCGAGACGGUAAGGACGGUCCAUUUGCAGCGCGGGGAAAAGAAUGUUUCGCUGGAUAUCAUGGUAAGGGAACCAGAGAAGGGGUUGGAGGAGAAGUAA